Molecule: messenger RNA, 381 nt
Organism: Entrophospora sp. SA101
Lineage: Eukaryota; Fungi; Glomeromycota; Glomeromycetes; Entrophosporales; Entrophosporaceae
Source: the annotation of a GenBank genome assembly
AUGUCUGAGGAAGAACAACCAAAAUUUGAAGAAAAUAAUGAUAAUGGCGCUGAGGAUCCCAAGAGAAUUUUUAAUGAGGAAGAAAUUAAAAAUAUAAUCGGAGAGGUAGUAGAAAAAACAAUUUUACAAGAUUCAGCAUAUCUUCACAGUAGAAUAUCUCAUUGGAAUUCUACAAUAGUUGAACAAACAUUAAAGAAAUUAUCAUCAUUAAAUAAAUCUUUUAAAUAUAUUGUAACAUGCACAAUUUUUGAAAAGAAUGGAGCUGGAAUACAUGCCACAACUACUUGUUAUUGGGAUUCAAGAUAUGAUGGAAGUACAACUUAUAGACAUGAUACAAAUAGUAUGUAUGUCAUUGUUAAUGUUUGGGGAUUAUGUGUGUGA